AUGUCGAAGAUAACUUACAAAGUGACCAAGAGGAUUCAUGAAGGGAAGAAACCUUUGUGUUCUGUUGUUUUUAACUUCAUUGAUCCUCGUUUUUACAAUUUCUUUGUCACCGCUGGUGGAAAUGGGGUAAAACAGAUCUCUUCUUUUUCGAAAUCUCCGUUUAAGGUUUUCAAGUUCUGGAUUAAUAUUUACAACUGUCUCGAAGAUGCAGGCAUAGCUUCAUUGCACUCCUACACUGAUGAAGAUACGGAGGAGUCAUUUAACACUGUAAGCUGGGCGCUAGGCCUCCUUGAAGGGAACCCAUUUGUUGCGGCUGGAGGAUUGAAAGGCAUAAUUCGAACCCUUGUGGGCCACGAGAAUUCAGUGAAUGAAAUUAAGACACAUCCUAUGACAUCUCACCUUGUGCUUUCUGCUAGCAUGGAUGGAUUUGUUCGAUUGUGGAAUGUUGAAACUGGGGUAUGUAUUCUGAUAUUUGCUGGAACAGCUCCAGUUCUAAGUGUGGAGUUUAAUCCCCGGGAUAGGUACAUUUUCGUUAGUUGUGGCAUGGACACCACUAUUAAGAUAUGGUCAAUUGAAGAGGUUUGGACAUCUGUCGAGAAGUCAUUCACAUGGAAAGAUGAUCCAUCAAAGUUCCCAACAAAAUUUGUAGAGCUCCCUGUAUUUACAGCGUCAUGUCGUAUAACUAUGCUUAAUUGUAACCGUUGGUUUGAUGAUUUUAUUCUUUCAAAGAGUAAGGCGAAUGAGUUCCUAUUGUGGGUACCACAACGUAAAGAUAAUUCUCCUGGAGAGGGAAUGAGAAAGGCAAGAUUUAUGUCUGGGAUUUAA
Raphanus sativus (radish) is the source of this 825-nucleotide messenger RNA. Its product is annotated as polycomb group protein FERTILIZATION-INDEPENDENT ENDOSPERM-like. Gene Ontology annotation, molecular function: nucleosome binding; protein binding. The transcript is spliced from 10 exons. Gene Ontology annotation, cellular component: ESC/E(Z) complex. Gene Ontology annotation, biological process: negative regulation of transcription by RNA polymerase II. The record is from RefSeq and is a predicted model, not a curated record. Lineage: Eukaryota; Viridiplantae; Streptophyta; Magnoliopsida; Brassicales; Brassicaceae. The coding region runs from base 1 to 825 and encodes 274 amino acids.